Molecule: messenger RNA, 1884 nt
Organism: Verruconis gallopava
Lineage: Eukaryota; Fungi; Ascomycota; Dothideomycetes; Venturiales; Sympoventuriaceae
Exons: 2
Coding region: 146-1810 (554 amino acids)
Source: RefSeq, a predicted model, not a curated record
GUGCAUCACGGCAGUGCUUGGCUGGAUAAACCGCGAAGUUAUUUGCCUUCUGAGCAGAGUAUGAUGUUCACGUCUGAGGUAUAAUACACCAGCGUGUGACAGCCAAAGAUGCGCCUUAAAGCAAUAAUUUUCACUCAAAUUCAAUAUGGGAGCCAUAAAGUCACAAAAGCUUGUUGCGUGUCGGAAAUGCACCAUAUUUCAAGGUACGCGAUCUGAGCUCGCUCAUCAUCAGAAGGUACAUCACUACAUCGCAAGGAAGCCAAAACCAAAAUCCCCCAGCAUAAGUCCGAGGCUUGAUAGGUUCUUUGAUGAUCAAUUUCAUAGUCUCUUUAUAAAAUCGCCAACGAUAAGCAACUCCAUUACCAAAGGCCUCGACUUACCAGCCGCUGCCAGAGAUGCGGCUCCACUCCAAGAGUCUCCUCUCUCGGCUUUAGCGCAGGUGUACAGUCAAGUGCCAGCGGAGUGUGGCGAGCAGCUUGAUCCCACUCCACAAGAAGACUACAUAUCUUGCUUUGUCGAUUUGGAACCGAAAGAGAGCGCUCCGUGGCCCUCCAGCGAUGGCGAACGCCUAUUCAGCCCAGUGCCGAGCCUCAUUCCUGAUAUCGAGACCUAUUCGGAGCAGCAGCUCGUACCGUUUACAGGCUUACCCCCGACCUCACGGUCAGAUCCUCGACCGGAGACCAUUAGCCAGAAUAUUUCUUCCAUCAACAACCCAGCAGGUAAUCGGCAUCUAAUGGUCGAAUUUGAGCCCGAUUCGGUUUUGGAACAGACCAUACCGGAGACACAUCAUCCAACUGUGGACCAUGCCGAGACUUUACCAAAGUUUCUCUCUUCGGUGGAGCCUCAGCUGAGAGAUUUGCGUCAUGCACCGCAUACAAUAGCCUCUGAUGCGCACACAGACCACUGCCAUGAACACAAAAACGAAAUUGAGGUCUUGCGCGAUGAGAUAGGUUUUCUUCGAGAGCUCAUCAUGCAGAACAUGAGGUCAGUGGACGCAAGGAUGGAGCAGCACAAUCAUGAGCUCGCCCAGACCGCCGUGCAUCAUGACAGAUAUUAUGGAGCCAUUCUCAGUGGUCUAGAAAGCUUUGAUGCGCAUGUUAUAAACUGUAUCAAGUUUCAUGAGAAAGCUGUGCCUAUCCAGAGAGUGGAAGCCAUCGAGGGGCAUUGUGCACAAAUGAACUCGGAUUGCGUCGAACGUUAUGAAAAGGCAGCAACAGUCCAGAGCUUAAACGCCCUCGAGGAGCGAUGCAAUCAGAGGAUGUCCAACCUGCAGCGGGAGUACCAAGAGUACUCGCAGUCCGUUAAGCACACCCUCGAGACUGGCAUUGCUGAAUUAGAGAACGGAGUUAAAACUUCUGGAUUCUUGGAUAGCGCGGAACGGACAUCAUUGCGAAGCAAGUGUCAAGAAUUAUCUGAGAAGCUGAGAUGCUUGGAUGCAAAGUACACGGCGCUCGAGACGGAUGUUCAAUCUGCUCGGGCCACAUUGGAAGGUAGAUUGAGCGAAUUUGAGGCUCAAAUCGAGACCCUGCAAUCAAGCGUCGCACGUGUGCGGGCUUCUCAGGUGGAGAGUCAAAACGAAGUCCGCACCAUACAGAAAUCGCAGUCGCGGCUCGUCGAAUCGGCUUCGCUGAAAAUGGAAUCAGUCGACGCAGAGCUUGCUCGGCGCAACCGAGACGGGGAAAAUAUCACAAAAUUGGCGGGAUCUAUGCGGGUGGCUGCGUGUAGGCUCAAAAUGGUGGAGGAUUUCCUCAAUCGUCAAUUUCCUUCUUCCUUCAAUGUACCUAUGCUUGCGAAAACUGCCGAGAGGUAAAGAAAAGUUGGUUCUAGCUCUAAUCGCCAAUCUCUCUAUCUAGCUUUAACAAUUUAACAUUGUCAUCACUCUGA